UAUCGAUAAUACCAACGAUCGAGUUAAUGAAAAAGCAAGAUUACGUCAUGUAUCCAAAUGAUCUUAACCUUUUCAACGAAUCCUUUAUCGAUCCUUUAUUAUCAAAAAUCAAUGGAUUUUAUUCUUAUGUAUGUUUAUCGAACUAUGCGAAUCGAAUACUAUUGACGAUCCUAAUGCGAAUUGGUUUUGUUCUAUUGCAAAUUGGUAUUGUGAAAAAGGACAAUCUGAAUUUUAUCCUUUUUAAAAAUAUCCUAGAUAUCUGUUCUACCACGGUAGCUUAUUUUACGAUCGGUUUUCUUUUGAUCUUCGAUGGUGACGCGUACGGCUUUAUCUACGGCGAUUAUUAUCCUUACGAGGAUUUUACGAUAAAGAAGGAAGGAUUCUUGAUCGGUUGGCAAGUCGUAAUGAUUGCCUCGGCUAUUUGUACAACUAGCAUGAUAGAAAAUAGUCACCUUAUGUCACAUUUUCUGGUAAAUGUACUUUUGGCUGGCAUAGUUCAACCACUUUUAAUUCGUUGGACCUGGAUGCCAGAAGGGUGGAUAGCAAAAGGUAGAUUGAAUGACGUCAAUGUCAUUUAUCGCGAUCACGCUGGAUCAGGAAUCAUGCACGUUGUCGGUGGACUAUCCGGUUUAAUAGCUCAUUUGAUAUUAUCGAAAAAGAGGAAAAACUUAAAAACAAAUAAUAUCGAUCGAAUAAAUUAUUUUAGUUUAUUCCCUUCGAUUAUCAAUUAUUUGGGAUUAUUCUUGAUCUUCGUUGGCCUAUCGAGUUUUUCUUCGUCACCGAGGGAAGAUGAUAUAUCAAAAGCGAUAAACAUUAUUAAUAAUAAUUUAUUGGCAGCCUGUUCUUGUUCAUUUUUUGUCAUAAUCAUACAUUUCACAUUUCAACGAGCUAUCGAUCAUUUGACGACGAUAAGAUGUGUCCAAGGUUUAGUUGCCGGACCAAUUAUGAUCUCGGCUGCCUCAAACGAAUAUUCUUCAUUGAUGUCAAUUGGAUUAGGUUGUUUAGGAGGAACUAUUAUUUACCUAACAUCUAGAUUUAUCUUUCAUAAAGAUUUGGAAGAUCAUUGCAAUGUCAUAGCAACUCAUUUGGUUUGUGGAUUAUUGGCAACCGUCUUGGCACCAGUCUGUACAUUAGAUAAAGAUUCAAAUACACAGACUAUUUUAUUAAAUCUUUCCUGGCAAUUAAUUUCUUUAAUUGCUUUGUUGGUAUUAGUAACCGUCGCACUGACACCAUUAUUUCUAAUUUUAAAUGCUUGCGGUCUUGCCAGACAUAGUUCGAAAAUUUUCAAAAUAAAUGAGUUCGCUGCUACUACGAUUACUCUUGAAAUGAAAAAAGAUUUGUCCGAUAAAAAUAUCGAACAUAAUAGAAACGAAGAAUCGAUAAUGAAUAAUGAAAAUGUAUUUUCCUUGGAAUUUUCCGAUGAAAAUAAACGGCCAAGAAAAGAAUUAUUGCAAUUGGAGGAGGGUCAAUUUAUCAAAGAAAAUUAUUUGAACGGCAAGGCGUACGCUGUGAAAAAUGAAAAUCUUUCUGAAUGUUUGCAAUCAUCAGGUCUGCAUCGUCGAGAAGAAGAGUGCACAAAUUAAAACAUAUAUAUACACUUCCGGGAUGCGUUUUAACGUUCUCACAAAAUCAAUUCGAUGUUGGUGACAUGAUCGACGUUGAUCAUUUGAAUAAUAGGAAAUAUUUUUCUGAGAUGAAUUUACAAAAUACUAAAAAUAAUUUUUACAUGUAUGAAGGAAUACAACGGGAACGAUAUUUAAAUUGUCAAUUUGACGUUAAGAAGAACAAUGGUAAUGAUAAUGAUAAUGAGAUUAAUAUGAAUGAUAAUUAUCAAUUACGGAGAACACAAAAAUUCAUGAACCUGCGUGAAGAAUUGGAUAAACAGAUGAAAUCCAACGUGGAGGCCGUACGUAAAAAAGAAUUUAAUACGGGCCUGUUCGUAUAAUAUGUAAUUUAUAAAACAUAAAAGAAAAUAAAGGAGUACGUUCUUCCGACAUUUUAUGGUAUAUUGUCAAAUUAA
Vespa mandarinia (Asian giant hornet) is the source of this 2020-nucleotide messenger RNA. It is a transcript of the gene Amt2l, whose product is annotated as Amt-2-like protein. Gene Ontology annotation, biological process: ammonium transmembrane transport; ammonium homeostasis. NCBI's taxonomy places the organism in Eukaryota, Metazoa, Arthropoda, Insecta, Hymenoptera, Vespidae. Gene Ontology annotation, molecular function: ammonium channel activity. The record is from RefSeq and is a predicted model, not a curated record. Gene Ontology annotation, cellular component: plasma membrane.